CUCGCGAUGCAGGACAUGAAACCUAGCUGUAUAUUAAGACCCGGAAAAAUGCCUGAUUCAGUCUUGAUGAUUUACGUCAUCGUCGGCGGAUUGUAGCCGUUGCCAGUCAUGUGACUGACCAGUGGAGAAAUGUUGAGCAGAGAGGAAUACCUGAGUGCCCACCUUGGCAUUAUCUAGCCGCGUAUACUCAUCCUCCUCCAUGUUUGCUCCUCAGAACGUGAAGUUUAAGUGGCUUUGUUUCUCAAGAGGGCCUUUGCUGUCGUGAGACGUCUGUACUUUGACAUAAGAUUGUUUGCUCAGAGACUUGUCACUUGACAGUUCCGACCCAGCCAAGAUGGAUGUCGAAGCACUCCUAGAGAAGUUGACGGUGGAAGAGAAGGUGGCCCUCACAGCUGGCAACGGCUGGUGGCACACAGCGACCAUCGAGCGUCUCGGCAUAAAACCUAUCCGACUCUCAGACGGGCCCAACGGCGUCCGCGGCACACACUUCUUCGACAGCACGCCCUCCGCCUGCCUCCCCUGCGGCACCGCGAUCGGCGCGACCUUCGACACUGAACUGGUGACGCGCCUGGGCCGGCUCCUCUCGGACGAGGCACACGCAAAGGGCGCACACGUUGUCCUUGGGCCAACGAUAAACAUCCAGCGCGGGCCACUCGGCGGGCGUGGGUUUGAGUCGUACUCCGAGGACCCGCUACUGUCGGGCAUCCUCGCGGGACACUAUGUGCGCGGCCUGCAGGAGAAGGGCGUGUCGGCCACGCUGAAGCACUUUGUAUGUAACGACCUCGAGCACGAGCGCAUGGCCGUCAACGCUAUCGUAACGGACCGCGCCAAGCGCGAGAUCUACCUGCUCCCCUUCAUGAUCGCCAUCGAACUGGGGCGGCCGCGGGCUGUCAUGACGGCAUACAACCAGAUCAAUGGGUGCCACGCCGCGGAGGACAAGACGCUCCUGAGGGAUAUCCUGCGCGGCGAGUGGGGGUGGGACGGGCUCGUCAUGAGCGACUGGUUCGGGACGUAUAGCACGUCCGAGGCGAUCAAUGCCGGCCUCGACCUCGAGAUGCCUGGGCCGACGAGGUGGCGGGGCGGCGCGCUCGCUCAUGCUGUCAUGUGCAACAAGGUCAAGAUGGCUGAGCUGGACUCGGCGGUGCGGAAUGUCCUGAGGCUGGUCAAGCAUGGCUUGGAGAACACGUCGAUCCCGCCCAACGCCCCUGAGAAGCAGGCCAACACGCCAGAGCACAUUGCUUUGCUGCGUGAGGCAGCAGCCAAGUCCUUGGUCUUGUUGAAGAAUGAAAGGGAUGUCCUUCCUUUUGACAAGAACAAGAAGGUUGCUGUGAUUGGACCCAAUGCCAACAUUGCCACGUACUGUGGCGGCGGCAGCGCCGGCCUCCGGGCAUACAAGACCAUCACGCCCUUGGAGGGCAUCAAGUCUCUCGCAGGUGACGUGGUAUUCUCCCAGGGCGCAUAUGGCCACCAGUCCCUGCCUCUCCUAGGCAAAGCUCUGAAGACCCCAGACGGCAAGCAGAACGGCUUCGUCCUGCGCAUCUACAACGACGCCCCGCCCAAGGCGACCAAGCGCGAGGCCGACACACGCGCGCCGCUGGAGGAGCGGGUCCUCGACGACGCCAACAUCUGGUUCGUCGACUACGAGAACCCGGACCUGGCACCCAUCUGGUGGGCCGAGACGGACGGCGUCCUCGUCCCCGAGAGGUCGGGCGAGUGGGACUUUGGGCUCUCGGUGCACGGCACCGGGGAGCUGUUCAUCGACGGCGAGCUCGUCGUGUCCAACGUCGAGAACCAGAAGCUGGGGAGCAGCUUCCUGGGGUGCGGCACCGUCGAGGAGACGGGCAGGAUGCACCUCGAGGCAGGCCGCGCGUACCGGGUCCUGGUGCGGUUUGGGUGCUCGGCCACCAGCAAGGUGAAGGCGUCCGGGACCGUCGACUUUGGACAGGGCGGUGUGCGCUUUAGUGGGUGUCCUAGGAUCGACCCGGCUGUCGCGAUCCAGGAGGCUGUUGAUGUCGCCAAGAGUGUGGAUCAGGUCGUUGUUUGCACCGGCCUGAGCGGCGAGUGGGAAUCGGAGGGCUUCGACAGGUCGACUAUGGCGCUGCCGCCCGGUACUGAUGAGCUGGUGGCCGCCGUUCUGGCGGCUAACCCGAACACAGCCGUUGUUGUCCAGAGCGGCACCCCGGUUGCUAUGCCGUGGAUUGACCAGGCCAAUGCUGUUGUCCAGGCAUGGUUUGGCGGCAAUGAGUGCGGGAGUGGCAUCGCCGAUGUGCUCUUUGGCGAGGUGAACCCGGCUGCCAAACUCCCACUCACGAUACCUCGACGACUGCAAGACAACCCCGCCGCCCUCAGCUUCCGAUCCGACAACGGCCGCUCGCUAUACAGCGAGGACGUGUACGUCGGAUACCGGUGGUACGACACACUCGACAUAGAGCCCUUGUUCCCCUUUGGGCACGGCCUGUCAUACACAACAUUCGAGGUCUCCGGCCUCGAUGUACAAGUCUCCGCGGAUAGCCUGAACGUGCGUGUGAAGGUGACCAACACGGGUUCUCGUGCCGGCGCCGAGGUGGUUCAGGUAUACGUCACUCCCGCGGCGCGGACGCCGCUGACGAGCUCUAACCGCGAUACCAUCACCCGCCCGGCCAAGGAGCUCAAGGGCUUCGCCAAGGUCUCCCUGGAGCCAGGGGCCAGCGCGACGGCCGAGGUCACGCUGGACAUGCUGCGCGCCACGAGCUACUGGAGCGAGAUGGAGGACUGCUGGCGGAGUGAUGCUGGCGAGUACGGCAUCCUUGUGGGAACGAGCAGCCGUGGCGAGUUUCUUGAGACGGCCUUUGUUCUUCAGAAGACGAGGCGGUGGAAGGGACUGCGUGCUUAAUUUGUUAAUGCUCGCGAAGAGAAUAUUGCAUGGACAUUGCUUGUAAACGUAAGGUAAAUAUUGACUAUUCCAGAAUGUCUGUAGAUGAAGAACAAGUCGCAAAAAAUGAUUUGAAUCCUGAA
Diaporthe batatas is the source of this 2994-nucleotide messenger RNA. RefSeq lists its product as uncharacterized. Gene Ontology annotation, biological process: glucan catabolic process. The record is from RefSeq and is a predicted model, not a curated record. Lineage: Eukaryota; Fungi; Ascomycota; Sordariomycetes; Diaporthales; Diaporthaceae. Gene Ontology annotation, molecular function: beta-glucosidase activity. Bases 335 to 2872 code for a protein of 845 amino acids. The transcript is spliced from 3 exons.